GAACUGUCGCACCAUGUAAGCCGAAUGACAAGUAACCAUGCUCCACCGAUGAUCAAAUGGCCUACAUUGCCUAGUUAGUUGUUCUAGAUUCGCGUUAGAAGAGGAUUUGUCCAAUUCUCUUUGUAGAGCUUGUGAAACAUUUCGUUUUGGGCCGAAUGCGUUUACAUUUGGGCUAGAUAUCCCGACAAAAGAAAGUACCAUACUCUCUUCCAUGGAAAUCCCAAAUACAUUCCUUUGCUUUUAGUAUUGAAUUGAGUUCUUCUCAAAACAACAUAUUAAACCCCCAACAUGAAAUCCAGAUAAGAAAAGUAACCUAAAUCACAUCCUCGCCCACCUUCUUCAUUAUUAAAUUAUUAUUGUUAUUAUUAACAUAUAUUUUUUUACAUACUUUUUAAAAUCUUUUUUAUUUAUUAUUUAUUAAUAUAAUCUAGUUUCAUCGUUAUCUCAUUUCCCUGUUGCGUGCUCUGUUUUUAUGGGAAAGUCACUUCCAUCUACGACCAGACUCCAAGAAUUCACGAGAGUAAUCUCAUCAGACAAGCUCCAAAAGUCAAAGCGUGCAAAACCCAUAUCUCAAAUCCGAGUUUCUUCGCCCGGAACAGUCAAAUCGGACAGUUUCCGAGUUGACUCGGAUCAGCAAAAGUCAAGGAGGAUGGAGAGCUCCGAGGGUCAGAGCCGUAGUGGCCAGACUCAGACUCAGCCGCUGUCUCUGGUGGUGGCCGAUUGUGUUAAGCGAUGGUUUCAGGACACGCUCAAGGAAGCCAAGACUGGUGAUACCGCUAUGCAGGUCUUGGUGGGCCAAAUGUAUUUCAACGGCUAUGGUGUUGCUAAAGAUCCUCAAAAGGGACGUUCUUGGAUCGGUAGAGCAUCAAAAACUCGAUCUUCUGUUUGGAAAGUAGGUGAUAAACACCCAGGUAUUCUCUAUCUCAGCACCCAAGUCUUUGUUUCUUUGGUUGAAUCACUGUUAUGGUUUUGCAUAUUAUAAUCUUGGUGCUUUAUUGUUCAUUAGGCUACAAUGCAAGUGAUUCAGAUUCUGAUGAUCCGAACGAUGAUUCUAAAAAUGUCAAAUAGGUUUCAUAUUGGAUCCUUUUCUCCCAGUAAAUUGUUAAUGAGGAUAUGGCCAUUAUCUCAACCAAAAGAUCUGAAGCAAAUGUAGUAUUACACAGAUAAGGAGACAUCAAAAUGAAAAAGACAGCUGAAUAGUUUUGUGGAGUAUUUUUUUCUUUUUUUCUUUUCUAAUUGGGUUCUGUUAUGAGGCAUUCUUGUAAUAUUGUACUGCUGUUUAUCUCUGACUUAAAAGUUCAUGUUUGGACUUAAGAGGGUCCCCUCUUUUCUUAGUCGUAAGUAGCUGAAUAUUCCACAAGAUAAGUGAAUGCUAUAAGCAUCUCAUUGAGAUUUUCUUCAGAGAUGGUCAUAUCAUAGAGCUUUUUCUUUUGAGUUUAGGUAUGCUCUUUUGCUUCUGCAAGGAGUCUUGUAUGUUUCGCUGAAGACUGAAACAUAUUGCUCACCUUUUUUUUUUCUUUUUUGAAUAAUUAUUUCUCUAAGAAAAUUGCUUACAGAUUCUUGAACUA
This is a messenger RNA of Cannabis sativa, 1568 nucleotides long. RefSeq lists its product as uncharacterized. Lineage: Eukaryota; Viridiplantae; Streptophyta; Magnoliopsida; Rosales; Cannabaceae. The transcript is spliced from 3 exons. Gene Ontology annotation, molecular function: protein binding. The record is from RefSeq and is a predicted model, not a curated record. The coding region runs from base 473 to 982 and encodes 169 amino acids.